Messenger RNA from Dictyostelium discoideum AX4, 645 nucleotides. RefSeq lists its product as hypothetical. Gene Ontology annotation, biological process: vesicle-mediated transport; retrograde vesicle-mediated transport, Golgi to endoplasmic reticulum; endoplasmic reticulum to Golgi vesicle-mediated transport. The record is from RefSeq and is a predicted model, not a curated record. The transcript is spliced from 4 exons. Gene Ontology annotation, cellular component: endomembrane system; endoplasmic reticulum-Golgi intermediate compartment membrane; cytoplasmic vesicle membrane. NCBI's taxonomy places the organism in Eukaryota, Evosea, Eumycetozoa, Dictyosteliales, Dictyosteliaceae. The coding region runs from base 1 to 645 and encodes 214 amino acids. Gene Ontology annotation, molecular function: SNAP receptor activity.
AUGGUAUUAUUUGCAAUGCUUUGUAGGGUAACUGAUGGGUUAAUGCUUUCAGAAUCAAUGGAUACAUUAAAUCCAACAUUUGAUAAAUAUAGAUUACAAGCAAAAGCAAUUAUUUCAAAAUUAUCAAGAGUUUCUGAUAAAGCAGUAACUGUUGACGCCAAUGAUAAAUAUUAUUUUGCUUAUAUUAUUGAACAUGAAAUAUGUUAUUUAGCAUUUUGUGAAAAGUCAUAUUCGAAAAAAUUAGUUUUUAGAUUUUUAGAUGAUUUACAAAAAGAAUUUUACAAUACAUACGGUUUUGAAGUACCUUCUGCAAAGAGACCUUAUCAAUUUAUUGCAUUUGAAUCCUUUAUUACAAAAACAAAAAAGUUAUAUCAAGAUACAAGAGCUCAAAAGAAUCUUUCAAAUAUUUCAGUAGAAUUAGAUGAAGUAAGAAAUAUAAUGACGAAAAAUAUUAAAGAUAUAGUUGGAAGAGGUGAAAAAUUAAAUGAAUUAAAUGAUAAAACAGAAUUUCUUUUAGCAGAUUCAUUAAAAUAUGAAAAACAAACAGUAGCAUUAAGUUCAAAAUUAUUCUUUAAAAAAUAUGGUCCAAUUCUCAUUAUAGCGUUUUUUGCUUUAUUCCUUUAUAUAUAUCUUUAUUAUUUUUAA